This is a messenger RNA of Rotaria socialis, 1524 nucleotides long. The record is from the annotation of a GenBank genome assembly. NCBI's taxonomy places the organism in Eukaryota, Metazoa, Rotifera, Eurotatoria, Philodinida, Philodinidae.
AUGGCACAAUAUCCACAAGCAGCUCAACAAAUGAGAACCGAUGCACAUCCUGAGCCGUAUAAUGCAAAUCAAUUACAAGCAUCCCCAGCUGUGAUUAUACCAAUACUCAUCGCUCAAAAAUUUAUAACAACAACAACGACUACUACUACUACGACGACGACGACAACGACAACGGGUACCACAACUACUACUAGCGAAACAACAGCACUAGUGGCAUGUGCUUCUGGUUAUUCAAGAAGUUCAUCAGGAACAUAUCUUAAUAUUCAAAUUGAUUUCAACAACUGUGGUUCAUUUGCUAAUGUAUGUCCUUCAUCUUCUACUGGUUGCUCAGCAGAUGGAUGCAGUAAUGCACCUGCUGUGCAACUCUUAGGUGCGAUUGCCGUACCGGGAUGGAGUGGCCAACUUCCAAUCGAUGAUGUUUAUUACACAAUGACAUUGCCAAUGAGUCUAACAAUGUACGGCUACACUACAUCAACUUUAUCUAUUACAAGUAAUGGGGUCCUCUGUCCCGGCGCUUGUUCUGCUAGUUAUACAAAUGCAAAUCUCCCAACUAAUAGCUUUGGAGAACCAACAGCUUUGGGUUAUUGGGGCGAUCUUAUGAUUUAUGCGGGCACGUCCCAAAAUGUCUACUAUAGCGUUUCAGGAACAUCACCUAAUCAAUUAGCAACAUUCGAAUAUUAUACGAGUCAUUACGGGCAACCAACUCAAUAUUAUUCUUUCCAAAUUUUAUUGUAUGAAAAUGCACCUGGUAUUGUACGAUAUAUGUAUUUUCAAGCGUCUGGUGGAGAUUCAUCAGCUACUAUUCGUGUACAGAUCUCAUCCAAUGGAUCUUCGAUGACUUUUUCAGUCAGCCAAGCAAAUUCAGUGACCAGUUACAUGAUAUUAACUUUUGAUGCCAACGCGGAUAAUUUGAAUAUUGUUUGUCAAGUAAUGAAUGCUGCAAAAUCUGUUUCUUCAUCCAAUGUAAUUAAUGCACCCAGAUCAAUGACCAGCAUGGCAAAGAAAAUAGAUUCAUCUGUCAAAGUCGAGAAUGCUUCUCAAAGUGAUCGCCGGCUGAUCAGAAGAGAUGAUAAUCAUGAAAAUCUUGUUUUUAUCCGCUUGGAUGCUGAAGGGUCAUCGUCACCGAAUAUGCUUGCUUUCCUGCGAUCAAUAAACGAUUCGACUCGAUGUUAUUCGACUUCCAGCUCUUGUUUAGAUGCAAUACGAUCAACUAAGGAGAGUGUCUUCUUCAUCUGCUCAAUUUAUAACAUAGAAUUAUUGAUGACGGUUCAUAAGAUGGAAAAUGUUGAAGCAAUAUUUAUCGUAGAUUCCAAUCCUCGUGAUAUCAAAGGUGAUUUUCCAAAAUUAAUUGGUGUUUUCACUCAACAAGAACAACUAUUUCGAUCAUUGAAGGACACAGUCGAAAUUUUCGAACAAAUUCGACUGGAAAAUUUUUCAUUCGAAGAGGAGACUUCGUUUCUAUGGUAUCAGUUGUGGAGAGACGAGGCAAGUGAUUUUUUCACAUCAUUCAAACAUAGAUCUUGA